AUGGCGACAUACUUUAUUCAACAUGCCAAUUGCAUGGAACGUAAAGCAGAUGCGGUUUCUGAAUCAGGAGGCACAGUUAUUCGCUUGUCAUUUUCUCAUAUAGGAACUAAAAAACGGAACGAAAUACCAUAUGAAAUAUGGGAAAUUGCAAUUAAUAAUAAAGAUACAUUACUUAUUAUAAAAAAAGGACAAACAGUUUCUAAGUUUUCGCAUUUAUAUUUAUAUAAAACAAUUAACAAAGAUGAUAAAGUGAAAACCCAACAAUUUGGGUUGACAUUGGAUGAAAUUCACGUAUUAGUCCGAUACAAGCAACGUGCUCUCAUGUUGUUAGAAGAUGCCAUUGUUAAUCCGGAUUUUCCAGAGCCAUUCAAGAAAAUUAAAAAUGAAAAUUAA
Molecule: messenger RNA, 393 nt
Organism: Funneliformis geosporum
Lineage: Eukaryota; Fungi; Glomeromycota; Glomeromycetes; Glomerales; Glomeraceae
Source: the annotation of a GenBank genome assembly